AUGGCCAUGGGUGACACCGUCUCCGGCCCAGCGCAGUGGGCUCAACUCGGCGGCGGCGGCGCCAGGCCGUACCCCUCGGCCACGCCCGCCGCAUCGGACUCGAACCUGACCGUCGAUGGUCUGCCGGCCAAGGUCACCCACCAACAGAUCGAGGGCCGGGUGGGGAAGCCGGUGAGGCGGCGGUCGAGAGCCACCCGGAGGGCUCCGACCACCAUGCUCAACACCGACACCACCAAUUUCCGCGCGAUGGUCCAGCAAUUCACCGGCGUCCCUUCGGGACCGUACUCGGCCGAGUACCGGCCUGGCGGCGUCCCGAUCUCCAACCUGGGCGGUGGUUAUAGUUCGCAUGAGCCACUGAACCAGACAGCCUUCACGUCCUUCGGCCACCUCCAGCAUCACCAGUACCAGGGGCAGAGCUUGCAGUACCCACAGGAGGAGCGACAGCAGUAUCAGUCAUCUGAUGGUAACAUCUUUACCGCAGCCGGUAGCGCUUAUCGUAGCAACAACAGCAACGAUGCUCUUCUUCUUCAAGGGUUCAACAACUCCGGCACUGCCUUGGAGGUGGGCGAUGACUUUUUCUUUGAUGGUACGUACAGCCAAAUGAUGCCAAGGCCAACCUCCACUGACCACAGGGCUCAUGGGUACUUUUCUUGAGACGGGAUAAGGGCGGGGUUAGAGAUGAGAGAGCACUUUCGAUACUUGUAUGUAUGUAACGUGUGUAUGGGGAAGAGAGCGAGACGGGCGACAACGCAUGUGCAUAUACAUUGUCAUCAUAUCCUUACUAGUCUUAUGCAAUAUGUAUCGAAUCAGAAAGAGGUGAUGUGAUUAAUUGCUCUCCAA
Musa acuminata subsp. malaccensis (wild Malaysian banana) is the source of this 840-nucleotide messenger RNA. RefSeq lists its product as uncharacterized. NCBI's taxonomy places the organism in Eukaryota, Viridiplantae, Streptophyta, Magnoliopsida, Zingiberales, Musaceae. The record is from RefSeq and is a predicted model, not a curated record.